AUUUUUAUGCUACAUAAGCCAUAAAAUUUGACAGCUUGGCAGAAAUGAAAGCAGAAUCGAUAUGAUUUUAGUUUUUGGUGUAAUUGCGUAGCAUCAACAGAAAGGCCUAACGAUGUCCCCUCUCUUCUGCAAACUUAGUUUUGCUAAGCAUGGUCAUUCAGGAUAGAGUAUGGAGACUGCUUCAGAGCCUGAGGUGUGGGGCACUGCCACUGUGUGGUGAGCAUGGCUAGAUGCCUGGCACUAAAAUUGUUCCCAGGGCCUGAGACCUCAAGCAAGUGCCUUUACUUCAUGUUCUUAAAGCCUGCUUCACCUGCAGGGAGUUUGCUCUGAGUUUUUCUGUUUCUUUGGAAGCUGCUGUAACCCUCCUGCCAAUUGAAUCAUCCACACCCACUGAACCUGGUUACUUGCUGCUCCUUCCCUCACAGUGACCUACUGUGUCACUUGGCCUCCAUCUUUCUGCCCCUUUCCGUGGCGUUUUCUGUUCACUGGAUUGUGUAGGUGUUAGUGCAUGCUGUUGUACCAGUGUCAGUGUCCCCUCACUGCAGAAACUGCCUUCCCUGUAGGUCCUGUUAAAGCUUUAGGCUGGUAACUAUGCAGCUGUGUGGAUGUUGGGUUUAUGCUGUAUAAGCCAGGAAAGCUUAGCAUAGAACAUGCCACACCAAACCACUGGGUUGAACUGGUUGGGUUUGCACUUGAAAUGCCAUAUAUCUUCCUCCAUUGUGCUCUGGCUAGAAAGUUGUUGGGAAGUCCUCAUUCUGCCUUUCCCCCCCCCAGUGUUAAUGCAUUUCAAGGAAGUGUAAUAGGGUUCAAGUUUCUGAUCCCAUCCCCUCCUGCAUGUUGUCAUUAAAUCCUCUUAAGGCUGACUGAUUCUUUUUAACAAUUUGCAUCUCUUGCUACAGAAGACCAAUCUAGCAUGUGUUCUUGGGGAACAUGCCCAAGAAAGGAGGGAGGCAUGCUGACAGGGGAAAUGAUGGGCCCGUACAGUGUAAACGAGCAAAGGUGGAAGCAGCUUGUUCUCCAUCAGCCAUGAGUUUUGAGAACCCAGACAGCCUCUUUGGAAGCUUGAUCUCUCCCAUCAAACAAGAGGUGUUUUUCAGGGAGUACUGGGAGCAAAAGCCAUUGCUUGUUCAGAGGAACAAUCCCCUGCUGGCUGCCUACUACCAGUCCCUGUUCCAGUUGUCAGAUCUGAAGGAACUGUGUGGCCGGGGUCUGUACUAUGGGCGGGAUCUAAAUAUCUGCAGAUGUGUGAAUGGAAAAAAGAAAGUUUUAAAUAAAGAAGGCAAAGUGAACUACAUGCAGCUGAAGAAGGAUUUUGACCAGAAAAAGGCAACGAUACAAUUUCAUCAGCCUCAGAGAUUUAAGGAGGAGCUGUGGAAGAUUCAGGAGAAGCUGGAGUGCUACUUCGGGUCUCUGGUUGGAUCCAAUGUUUACAUGACUCCCCAGGGGUCCCAGGGCCUUCCCCCUCACUACGAUGAUGUUGAGGUGUUUAUCCUUCAGCUGGAAGGCGAGAAACACUGGCGGCUCUAUAAACCAACGGUGCAUUUAGCUCGGGAAUAUAAUGUUGAAUCAGAAGACAGGAUUGGGAAUCCCACGCAUGAAUUCAUAUUAAAGCCAGGUGACUUGCUGUACUUCCCAAGAGGGACUAUUCACCAAGCUGACACUCCUCCUGGGAUCCCCUAUUCUACACACGUGACCAUCAGUACCUACCAAAACAACUCUUGGGGAGAUUUCUUACUGGAUGCAAUUCCUGGCCUUGUGUUUGAUACAGCAAAAGAAGAUGUGGCACUGCGGACAAGCAUACCAAGGAAACUGCUUAUGCAGGUGGAUGUAGCUGACUCAACAAAAAAGGUGAGCAGCCUUUUGAGGCGGCUUGCAGACCAUCUGGAAAACACCAGAGAACUGAGGUCAUCUGACAUGAAGAAGGAUUUCAUUAUGAACCGGCUGCCACCUUGCUUGGGAUGCAACUCUGAUACUUUGACUCCAGGUGGGAAAUACCCCAAAAUUGAUAGCAAAAUCCGACUGCAGUUCAGAGAUCACGCAAUCGUUACAGUGGAACCAGACCAAGAGAACGCUGAUGAAGUUUGCAGAGAGAUGGUUUACGUGUAUCAUUCUUUAAAGAACAAAAGAGAAACUCACAUGAUGGGGACUGAAGAGGAUACAGCCAGUGAGGAAGGCACACCCCAGGUCUGUGCCCUGAACCACUUGACUACAGGUCUGCACAAACACACUGUAAAGGCAAAAUGGAACACGGCCUGUUCUUGUCCCAGUAAUCACAGCAAGGCUUUUUGGCUGACAGUUACUUUCCUUGUAAGCAGACUCAUGGACUGCGGUUUCCUUUGUCGUACUUGGAUGCACUGAAGCAGAUUUGGUGUAGCAGCACUGUUAGUGUUAAAGAGCUUAACCUUGCCUCAGAUGAAGAGAAGGAAAACCUUGCCUUGUCACUAUGGACUGAAUGUCUAAUUGAAGUUAUUUGAUGCUUUUGUGAAAAGCUGCUACUACAAGCAGUAUUUCUAGCCAUCAAGAAUCUCUCUUGAUUCUUGUUAUUAAAUGCCUUUUUAUACAUCCAGGUUUGUAGUGCUGUCUGACAAGGCAUUGCAAUAUAUACAUAUAUAUUGAUGCCAAAUACUUCCCUUAGCUUUGGGAAAACAGGCACUGGGAAAAAACAGGUAAGCUGCUUAGUGUCCAGUGACUGCAACUCUGGGUCUGUGACUGGAUGAAUCUACUCACAGUUAACACCAUAGUGCUGUGGUGUCCCCUUUCCUCUGUCUGUAUGCCUUCCUGUGGAGGACAUCUAAAAGUACAGAUGGAGCACGCUCCAGGAGCUUGGGCUAAGAACAGGAACUUUUGGUUUUUAAUGUGUAAAGUUCACCAGCAAGAAAACCCAUUUGUUCUGUUUGUUUGCCCCCAAAGAACAAAAGCUGCUCAGGAAAAGCUGUGGCCGUUGUUUCCCAAAGGGGUGAGGACUUUGCUCAAGAAAACCCCUUUCCUCUCAUCCUCAGAUGAGAGGAAACCACUGGAAUAAUCAAACUACUGUAACCACUGGUUGUAGUUUGUAAUCAGACUGUAUGGUUGUAUAGUUAGUAAUCAACCUAUAACCACAGGAAACCACUCGAAUAAUCAAGCUAUUUAAUGUCUGCCUCCAUUUAACAUGAAAGUAACCCAAACCUGUAACUGGAAUAUGUAUCUUCAAUGCUCAUUGAGUGGUGUUUGAUGGGAGCAGUGCAGGUACUGCAGAUACUGAACCUCAAUAUUUAAUAUCAUAGAAUAGUAAGGGUUAGAAAGGACCUUAAGAUCAUCUAUUUCCAACCCCCCAGUGUAAUGUCACAGUCACGUAUUCAGUAUCCUCAUCCCUUUUCUGUCCAUUUGAAAGGAAGGAUUUGACAGGAACAUGCUUUGCCACCUGCUGAAAACGAGAGUUGUAUUUAGUUUGUUUAAAAAGAAACCAACAAGCAAAAUGUUCCUCCUAAAAAAGUUUUAUACAAUUAAAAUAUACAUGCUUGGCAUUUUACAUUCGAGAUCUCUUCAGUACAAAAGCCUGCUUUUACUUUGCUCUUUAACACUGACACAAAGAGGAUUUAGUCAUCCUCGGUCUAAAAGACUAGAACGUUUUACACAGGCUUUUAAAAUUUCAGAGGGAGAGCAAGUCCCAUGCAGAACACUUGACACACUGACUGACUUACAUAGAACAGGCUAAACACGUGCUGUAGAAUAUAUACAGACAGUGGAAAAUCUGUUACUUAAACAGCUAGGAUAAUUUUAGAAUGUAAAAUAGUAAGUGCAAGUAGAUUUAUUUUUAAAUAAUACUAUAUAGAACUCCAUACAAAAAUAGACAUCCAUUUAUUUUAUUUCUGUGGCAAACUUAGGGUUAUGUGGUUGUAUUUCUUUUGGGGAUGUGUCUGCAUGAACAACUGGAAAAGUUACAGCUUUUGGAAACGAAAAUAUCCAUCUGUAGCUAACCUGAACUCUUUAAAUAGUUACAGAAAUACAUAACCUGAAUAUACAAAGAAGGAAAAAAAUACCUUUUUUAUGAAAUAGAUUAAUUUAGUGAUACUGAAACCAAAUGAAAUUACCAGUAAUCCAAGGGGACUUCACAUCAGGUUUUCAACAGCUGCCUACAGUUCUGCCCCUGUUUGCUUUUCAAGCCUGCAACAGCUGCACUCCAGUCAGGUAUUUGGUGCUGUCUGUCUCAAGUGAUAGCUCAUAAGGUGGCUGCACAGUGCUGAAAUUGAGGGAAGGGCCAGCACGUCCUUAUCCUCUGGGCUAAGAUGCCUGAGGUGUUGAUGAGCCACAGUAAUGUGAACAUGUAGUUACGCUGUUCUUUUUACAUUAGACAAGUUUGGAAAUAGCCUGCUAGCACCUUUGAAAAUACCCAUUAGGAAUUAUCUUCUGAAGGAAGAUGUGGUUUCAAGACCAAAUUACAUUAAAUUAAUCUAUAUACAGCAAAACAAAUUUU
Pezoporus occidentalis (night parrot) is the source of this 4453-nucleotide messenger RNA. RefSeq names its product ribosomal oxygenase 2 (gene RIOX2). Gene Ontology annotation, molecular function: histone H3K36 demethylase activity; histone H3K4 demethylase activity. Lineage: Eukaryota; Metazoa; Chordata; Aves; Psittaciformes; Psittacidae. The record is from RefSeq and is a predicted model, not a curated record. Gene Ontology annotation, cellular component: nucleolus. The transcript is spliced from 11 exons. Bases 931 to 2358 code for a protein of 475 amino acids.